CGGCCACCAUGCAGUGGUCAUUUUUGGGUAUCGUGGCCAUAUGCAUUAGCAGUCCAGGUAUAUUUUUAAGUUCGUGUCUGUGCCUGACAGUACAGUAGCAACUCAGCUGUUGUUUGUCCACUUGUAUAACAGAAAUACGUUUUUUAAAAAAUUAGUUUCUUUUUGUUUCUCUAUCCUUUUACCUCUAAUCAGCUUUUAAGGGUUGCCUACUGUUAUAUGAACUCAAGAAACCUUUAAACAUUUUUUCUCCAGUAGGUACUUCUAUUUUAAUAGGAUGUCAGAGAAACAAAACUCCUCAACUCCAGGAGAUGGCAUACGUUCUCUGAAGACUAGUAGUGUGUUUCGCGUGGUUAAUUUUGAAUUGUAUACUAAGCCCAACAUCGUCAUAAUGGGUCUGGGAUUAACGGCUCUCACUGGUUGUAUAGGUUACAUAGCCUAUAUGAGGUACAAAUAUGAAAGUCUCGGAUAUUAUGGUGCAGUUCAAGUAGAUGGCAGCGAGCAGUUUGUGAAAAAGAAAUCUAAAUGGGAUUAAAAUUAAAAACAUACACUCAUAUUGUAUAUAGUAGAACAUGGUAUAAUUUAUUUUGUUUUUAAUUAAUAAAAGUAGAUUAUUAGAAA
This is a messenger RNA of Anthonomus grandis grandis, 618 nucleotides long. Its product is annotated as small integral membrane protein 8. The coding region runs from base 275 to 532 and encodes 85 amino acids. NCBI's taxonomy places the organism in Eukaryota, Metazoa, Arthropoda, Insecta, Coleoptera, Curculionidae. The transcript has 3 exons. The record is from RefSeq and is a predicted model, not a curated record.